CAUCCGUGGACAUGUAACGAAACCGAUCAAAAGAAGCUAAAAAUAAAAUUUGGCGAGGGAAACGAGAGAACCUAAAACCCUAAAAAAAUCCUCGCUUUUUGCUUCUCGAGCUCGAAAGAGUGUUCGCAUGAGUGUCUCUUCUAGCACGAAGAAGCUUUAGCGUCUUUUCUAGAUGGCGGGGAUUCUCCGAAACGCUUCUUUACUGAGACGCUCUCUGUUCUCGUCUGAGGUGUUUAGUAGAGGUGUGGUUGGCACAUCGUUUCAACUCCGAGGUUUUGCUGCCAAAGCUAAAAAAAAAUCAAAGUCAGAUGGAAGCACAUCCUCAUCUGAGGAAGGUAUGUCGAAAAAGGAGAUUGCUCUUCAGCAAGCACUUGAUCAGAUUACCACUUCCUUUGGCAAAGGCUCUAUCAUGUGGCUCGGUCGUGCUGUUUCUCCUAGAGAUGUUCCCGUUUACUCUACCGGAUCUUUUUCCCUCGAUCUAGCUCUAGGAGUCGGUGGCCUUCCCAAGGGACGUGUUGUGGAGAUAUAUGGUCCUGAAGCAUCUGGUAAAACAACACUUGCUCUUCAUGUUAUCGCUGAAGCUCAAAAGCAAGGAGGUACCUGUGUAUUUGUAGAUGCUGAACAUGCGCUUGAUUCCUCACUUGCCAAGGCAAUCGGUGUAGAUACAGAGAAUCUGCUUCUAUCGCAGCCUGAUUGUGGCGAACAGGCCCUUAGCCUUGUGGACACUCUAAUCCGAAGUGGUUCUGUUGAUGUUGUUGUUGUUGAUAGUGUGGCUGCUCUUGUACCUAAAGGAGAACUCGAGGGAGAGAUGGGUGAUGCUCAUAUGGCUAUGCAAGCCAGAUUGAUGAGCCAGGCUUUGCGUAAACUGAGCCACUCUUUAUCGUUAUCCCAAACCCUUCUCAUCUUUAUAAAUCAGGUGAGAGCAAAACUUUCUACAUUCGGAGGAUUUGGAGGUCCAACAGAAGUAACAUGCGGUGGGAACGCCUUGAAGUUUUAUGCUUCAAUGCGUCUGAAUAUCAGACGAGUCGGACUUGUCAAGAAAGGUGAAGAUACAACGGGGAGUCAAGUUGCUGUGAAGAUAGUGAAGAACAAACUCGCGCCGCCUUUUAGAACGGCGCAGUUUGAGCUCGAGUUUGGGAAAGGGAUCUGCAAGGUCACGGAGAUAAUAGAGCUGAGCGUUAAGCACAAGUUCGUCGCCAAAAACGGAACGUUCUACAAUCUGAACGGGAAGAACUACCAUGGGAAAGAGGCGCUGAAGAAGUUUCUGAGAGUGAAUGAAGCGGUUCGAGAAGAGCUCGUGACCAAGCUCAGGGAGAAGCUCUUGGUCGAUGAAGCUGCAGAGAAGGAAUCGGAAUCUGAGGAAGAGGAGGAAGAGGAUUCUGGUCGAGUUUUGGUUUCAUCUGAGAGCACAGAUGAUGAAGCACCACCAGCUCUAGUUGUUGCUGCUACUGUAGUUGAGUCAUGAUCAGUCACCUCCGGUUAAGUAUAAUAUUCUUCUUUGGGUUUAGAGUUUUUUUUUCGGUUUAAUGUGGAUUGGGUUCGGUUUUCCUUCUCCCCCGUGUAAUUUAUGUGUGAAGUUAACCACUUUUUACAUGUAUUGGUGAGAGAUUUUUGUAGUUUUACAGGGAAAGUUUAAUGUUUUAAGGAAAAACUGAAACAUUUUGUCAGUUAAA
Raphanus sativus (radish) is the source of this 1673-nucleotide messenger RNA. RefSeq names its product DNA repair protein recA homolog 3, mitochondrial. NCBI's taxonomy places the organism in Eukaryota, Viridiplantae, Streptophyta, Magnoliopsida, Brassicales, Brassicaceae. Gene Ontology annotation, biological process: DNA repair. Gene Ontology annotation, molecular function: single-stranded DNA binding; ATP hydrolysis activity; ATP-dependent DNA damage sensor activity. Bases 173 to 1465 code for a protein of 430 amino acids. The transcript is spliced from 7 exons. The record is from RefSeq and is a predicted model, not a curated record.